UCGAAAAAGUUGGAAAACUCUCCGUCUCUCACGGCGUCGGCGCCGGUGUGUGUCGCCUUCUAAGGUUUUGCGUCUGUAUAAAAGGAAUAGGGGCGGAGCUGAGCGUCGCCGACGUUGCUGUCAUCGAUCGGUUAGGGAGAAGGAGAGAGGAAAAAGAAAGCGUACCAAUCCAGGGAAGGGAGAAGUGCUGCUUGAUAUCAAAUAACCCCCCCCCCUCCCCCUCUUUCCCAUCCGUUCCCUCUGUUACGCUCAUCCCAGCUUGAGUAGACGGGGGGAGAGAAAAGAAUAUGAAAAGUAGAGACCGCCACCAUCGACCUGAAAUCGCCUGGUGCCGUUCCAUCGUUGCGGAUCCCACCAUCGCAGCGGAAUCGGCGCAGCAGAGACAAACGGCUCGCCUCCGCCCCUCAACAAUACAGUUCACCCUGGCAAUAGAAAAUCUACUUAUUGUUUCGAGCUCGGCAUACUCCUACCAUCAGUUUGCGAGUUCCGGCGGUCAAAAAGCACACGCACGACAUUUCGCUAGGAAUUUGCGAAAACCUUUCGUCUGAAAAACAAAACUUGCCCAUCGGAAGAAAUUGGGACCACAACUGACGGAAAUUCUAGUGCCGGCCUUUCAGUCUGCUAUCAACAUUUACACGACACGUAAUAAUCGGGUGCGUCGUGUGCCGCCAUGUUGUCGUGCCGACCGUGAACCCCCUCCACCAAUGGUCUGCUGCCAUACUUUUUCUUGGAUUUCAUCAAACUUCGAUUCUCCUUCAGCGUAACGAGAAGAAAAUCUGAAUCUCUCUCAUCGUUCUCAACAGUUAACUACUAAAAUAUUGAAGAAAUUAUACGCCUUCAUGGAUCAUCAGGAUAUCGGAUGGCCGGUGUUCCGGUGAUGCCGGCGGACCACGUUCGAUUCCAAUGCAGCUGGUUUGGACAUUGGGAGAAAGAUGACGUCUGAUUAGCCAAUCGAAUGGUCUUGGCUGGCCAUCACCAUUCGUUGUGUCAUCGCCAUCAUCAAUCGCGUUUCGAAUUGAUUCACGGCCGUCGAAAGGACGACAAAUAUUAUUGUGACGACUACGUGCUGCUGGGCAACCGACUCGUCCAGCAGCGAGCCGCUACAAGUUGCGGCAAGAGCAGCCGGAACGCAUCACUGGCAACCAGCGAACGCGACGACUGGAGGAAGAAGAAAGGACAGGACGAGAAGACCGCCAUGCUCUGCUGCGGAAGGAAAAAGGAUGGGCACAAGGAGCAUCCGGUGGAGAUGGCGGCCAGUCCGCGCCGCCAAGGAGCCAACGCGCCGGCAUCGGAGCCAGUUGCAGGCUCGUCCGCUGGUCCUGCCCCCGGAAAUCCGUCAUCUCAUUACCAAACGACUGUAGGCACAUCGGCAGGAGGUGGCAUGCAUCCACUUUCAUCCGUCGCCGCAGGCACCCUGGGAACGGACCAUCGGCUAGCUCCUCAUUCCUCGCCGGCCACCGGACUCCGCUCCAUGGUCGUCCAGAGUGACUUUCGCAAGGUGAGCGGCAUAUCGACCGAGAUCUUCCGCCAAAUCGAAACGGUGGAAAACGACCAUCACGAUGCGACGACGGCCGCCGCGCUCGAAGCCGUCGAACGACGCGGUGAAAUGCUCGUUCGCGUUCUCGAUCCGCGACAAAUGGGCAGAACGGCAUCCGAAGCCGCACGCUCUUUCCUCACCGUCCAAGACCCCAAGUACUCUGUACACUUUGUGGAGAUCGUGAAGCGGCCGGGCCAAACGCUGGGACUUUACAUCCGCGAGGGUAACGGCAUCGAUCGAUCCGACGGCGUCUUCAUCUCCCGCAUCGCCCUGGAGAGCUCCGUCUACAACUCUGGAUGUCUCAGGGUGGGAGACGAAAUUCUGGCCAUCAACUUGGUGGACGUGACGCGGAUGAGCCUGGACGACGUCGUCAUCGUCAUGUCGAUCCCGCGCCGGCUGGUGCUGACGACCAGGCAGCGAAGAGGUCCGGCCGGAGCCGUUUCGCCGCCUCCGCCACGACCGGAGCAGAAACCGCCUCCCGUCGUCGUCCUCAAAAGAGGAGUCCAGCCGGAAGAGCCGCCCGAUAAUGAUUCAACGAGCAAUUCAAACAGUAACAAUGGAGAUCGCUUCCAGCAGUAUCCGUAUUCCGGAGGACUCGGACCUUCCAGGUUCUUGACGACUGGCAAACCGUUGCCCGGCAUGGCAGAUUUACCCAUUCACGGCACCUUCCCGCGUGGCAACCGUGAAAGAACGGAACAACAGCAACGCGAUAUGUUCCGAGAACGCGAGGCGGGAAGGUAUCCCGAGAGAGCUGGAGAUGAUUCUAUCCAUUCCAGCAUCCGUCAGCAACAACAACAACAGCAGGAUGCGAUGGAUAAUUAUUAUAGCAACUACCGAAUGCAGGAGCAGCAGGAACAACAACAACAGCAGCAGCAGCAGCAGCAGCGUUACGUGCCUGGACGACAAGGCGGGACAUUGGAACGACCCCAACAUCCCAAAAUUGGUGGUGGUAGUGGAGGUGGCGAAGAACGGGUCCACCCUUUUUAUGGACUUUCCAUCGGUCCGCCCGGCAGCGGUCCCGGAUCUCUUGGUCAGCAUCAGACGGCCACCCUUGGACGAUCGUCUACGUUAGGCAGGUCGCACCGGGUCGUGGGAUCGGGUCCAGGAUCCACCAUGUCCCUCAUGCGCGGCACCGGCAACCGUCUGACGCGCAGCGGAAGCGAUCAGAGGCUGCCCAUCGUCGAGCAGAGCAGCGGGACGGACACGUACGGCUAUGCGAGAGGGAAACUCGGAGUCGGUGGAAGCGGAUCGAAUUAUGGCACGACGGGGCGAACGCAACAGCAGCCCGAUGCCGCAACCCGGUUAGGUCUGACGCAUCGGCGCAGGACGUCCGUCGACUACGCCUCGGAUACGGAGGCCUCCAUCCGGAGUUACAGCCACUCCGCACGAAGAGGAUUCUCGGUGGAAGGGUCGUCGGGCAGCUGGAAAGCUCCUCCACCCCUUCUGGGAUUGGGUAUCACACCAACCACGCCCACUGCCGGAGGAUUCCAGCCGACGCAGCCGGAUUCGAGGUCUAACUCCCUUCCUCGUGAUCGAGCGGGAAGCGGUGCGGCUGGAUCUAGCAGCCGCUUCCGGCGUGAAGUCCAUUUCGAACAAACGAGUUCGUCGAUGACGAGGCCGUCCGUGCCGAGCAUGCUGGACAACACUGACGACAGUGACGGUGCCGUAUCGGCUCCUGAAAUGACCGUCUCGCAGAAGCAGAAACAAUUGCAAAGGCUGAGCCAACAACAACAACACCUGCAACAACAGCAAUUGCUGUACAGUCGAGGAAUCUUGCCCGGUGCGGCCGCACCGCUCUCUAGGCUGCCCGGUGGCAUUGGCAUGACGGGAAAUUUCACCGCCGCCGAAUACAAGGCCUGGAUGCAACGAGCGCCGUCUACUAGCGCCAUCUAUGAGCGAUUGCGACAAAGCCGCGAUGCCAUUGAAGCCCAUCGCAUGGCGAAAUUGACGUUCAGUGCCGAAAAUCUGGUGGAGAAAGCCAAACAGGAAAUACCGUACUACGCCUAUCGAUCGCAUUUCACAGCGACGACGAAUGUCGGAUUAUUAGACGAAAACGACCCGAUGGCGACAACGUCAUCGCUUUUAAGUCAAGGAGGCAAAAGCCUUUUGCCUGGAAGGUCGGGCCCGAGUGGCCCAAUAGCAGAAUUGCAGCCGGAAACACCCCGAGGGGGCAUUCCUCAACCUUCGCCUGCCAACCCUAACGCUGCGAGGCCCACCGAUCCGCGUUUUAAAUUAUUAGAAAUUAAUCCAGCCGAUUUCAUCAAAUAUCGAAGUGAAAGGCCGAAUGGAACGACACCUCCGGCUCAUCAAAUGGCCACGACCAAUACAGAGGGAAUGACCACACCUACGGCUGCCAGCGGAGGAGGACCAGGUCCAGCACCAGGUGGCGGAAGCGAAGAAGGUGUCAGCGGACUUUUAUGGAUUCACUUGCUGGCCGGUAGAGGCCUACGCUCGACGUCAUCGCGAUUGGAACCCGUUCGUGAUUUGUAUUGCGUGCUGGAAUGCGACCGGGCGCACAAAGCUCGGACAGUCAUCCGCUCUGGCGACAUCAAUUUUGAUUGGGACGAGACGUUCGACUUGGAUCUGGUUGUCAACCGCGAGCUGGAUUUCCUCAUCUACUCGUGGGAUCCGCAGUUGAGGCACCGACUUUGCUUCAAGGGCUCGCUCCACUUGGUGCCUCUAGUUAGGGAAUCGACCAUUCACCAGGUGGCGUUGAAAGUAGAGCCUCGAGGUACUCUGUACUUGAAACUGCGUUACACCGAGCCGAGGACGGCGUUCCGGCGAUCUCCGGCCGGCCGUAAAACUCCGCCGCCGCUGUUUGGCGUUGAUUUGGAAUCGGUGGUGAAUCGCGAAGGAGGCAACAACGGCUCGGCUACGUCUAUGCUGACGGGAGGCAACGGCGGCGUGCCCAUUCUGGUCCAGAAAUGCGUCGAAGAGGUGGAGCGGCGCGGAAUGGACAUUGUCGGCCUUUACCGGCUCUGCGGCUCGGCCACCAAGAAGCGGAUCCUGCGCGAAGCCUUUGAGCGCAACCCGCGACUCGUCGACCUGUCACCUGAUAGUGUUCCAGAUAUUAACGUCAUCACAGGUUCGUUGUGUUAGUAUCUGAGGGAACUGCCGGAGCCUCUGUUGACCAAAUGCCUUUACCAGAUGCUGGUGGAUGCCUUGGCCGUCUGCCUGCCGGACGAUCCGGAGGGCAACGCCAAGCUCAUGUUCUCCAUCCUCGAGUGCC
Daphnia carinata is the source of this 4766-nucleotide messenger RNA. RefSeq names its product rho GTPase-activating protein 100F-like. Gene Ontology annotation, molecular function: protein binding. The record is from RefSeq and is a predicted model, not a curated record. Bases 956 to 4636 code for a protein of 1226 amino acids. Gene Ontology annotation, biological process: signal transduction. The transcript has 13 exons. Lineage: Eukaryota; Metazoa; Arthropoda; Branchiopoda; Diplostraca; Daphniidae.